GAAUCCCGAUGUAUUCUGAUCGAGUGGAAGCUGAGACUGCAAGCAGGAAGACGGUAAAGAACCGUCUCAAUGUCGACUUUUCUUCUCGCGGGAGACAAGUCACGAGGAAGAGAGAAAGGCAGGAUGACGAUAAGUGGGAGCAUGAUCUUUUCGAUGAUGACAAGCCUCGAGUUUCAAGUCGCAGAGUUGACCCUAAAGAUCUACGCUUGAAGCUCCAAAAGAGACAUCAUGGCUUGCAAAGUCGAGUUGGAGGAGGAGCUACUUUGGCUGUGGGUGAUCUACGGCAAAAGCUUUCUGGGACGAUGAAUUCACAAACAAGGAGCACUAACCCACCAAAAACUAGAACGGAGGCUGCUAGAACAGCCGUUAAGAAGGUUCCAGUUGAAACCAAAUCUGAGACCAGAACAGCUUUGAACAAAGCUACCAAGAAGACUUCACAGCAGGCUGAUACGUCUGUUGAUAGCUUCCUGGAAUCAUUGGGUCUGGAGAAAUAUGCGACCUCAUUUCAAGUGGAAGAAGUUGAUAUGGAUGCUCUAAUGCAUAUGACAGAUGAUGACCUCAAAGCUCUGCUCAUACCAAUGGGACCUAGGAAGAAGAUACUUCUUGCUUUGGGAUCUAAAGAAGCAAAGGGUAGCAAGAAGUUUAGAAACAAACUUGUGCGCUUUGGUAUAUCAUCCUGGGAAGUGACUGAAGCUGGAAACAGAGUUGAUGACAGGCUAAACCAAGCUUUGAUAAAAGCACGAAUGAAAGAC
Messenger RNA from Thlaspi arvense, 752 nucleotides. Lineage: Eukaryota; Viridiplantae; Streptophyta; Magnoliopsida; Brassicales; Brassicaceae. The record is from the annotation of a GenBank genome assembly.